This is a messenger RNA of Mucor velutinosus, 1590 nucleotides long. RefSeq names its product phosphatidate cytidylyltransferase. The transcript has 7 exons. Lineage: Eukaryota; Fungi; Mucoromycota; Mucoromycetes; Mucorales; Mucoraceae. The record is from RefSeq and is a predicted model, not a curated record. Bases 1 to 1590 code for a protein of 529 amino acids.
AUGAAAUUCUCUAGUAUCAUAUACUCUGCUGCCUUACUGGUACUGUCUGCCUCUGUCCAGGCUAAACUGGAGUGUUCAUUGGGACAGACCAAAAUGUAUGAGAGUGCUUUGGAUUACUCCUCCACACUUCAGGACAUGAUCGAUGAAGCCAGUCGUUUAGGCACACCUGUGGUUUAUAUUGAUUCUGGCCUCUUUGAAAUUGAUCCAGAAAAGCCUAUUGUAUUGAAGAAAGGUGUUUCAUUGAAAGGCAGCUUAAAAGAGCCCACCAUUCUCUCUGCCAAAAGCAAAAAUGGCACAGCAUCUAUCGAAGUUUAUCACGAUAACCUGGGUUGGGCUAUUCAAAACAUUGUGUUUGAAAAUGUAAACAUUGUGGUUGAACAGAAUAAAAAUGAAGAUGAAACUGCAAUUCUGGGCAAUCUGUUCUUCAAUGGUGGUCGCGGCUCUGUCAUUGCUCAACACGGUCAAAGUCUUUACAUUGAUGGCAACGUCUUUUUGCGUGAUCACCUGCACCAAGCUGAAAAGAUGAUUCCUAGUUACAACGACACCAAUACGGGUAUAUUGUUCAGAGGUCAAAAGAGCAGUGUCGUUUCCAACAAUAUCUUUGGCAUGGAUUUGAGAAAGAAGGGCGUCUUGGAGCCUGUGGUUAACUCACAAUUGAGGAAGCCUCUUCAAGACCUCAAGUUUAUUCACGAAUGCCUUGGCCGUGACCUCACAGAUGAGCAAGGCUAUCUGGCCUCUGGUCUUCAAAUGUACUAUUCAAAGGAUAUCACCAUCAAGCAGAAUAUCAUGAAUGCAACAUUCCCCGACACACAUAACAUCGCUCAAGACCAUGGUAUCAGUGUUGUUGGAUCCAACCAAACCUACAUCUACCAAAACUUUAUUGCCGGCUGGAAGAUUGCUGAUAUGGGUGGUGCUAUUCGAUUGACAUCAGCUGUCGACGGUUACAUCUUGUCCAACUACUUUGCGAACGCCGGUGUCAUGAUGUACGCCGCUGUGCACGCUGAUUUCUUGCAAGUAAGCAACAUGGUGGUUCACAACAACUUCCUUUACCGCUUCCUCAACCCUGAGGUUGCUCCUGAUGAAAAAGAAGUGGCUGCUUGGCUCUAUGAAGGUAUUACUUUCUUUGAUUUCUACACUGCACGCUUGAAUUACACCAUUCGCCCUCCUAUUUGGAAUGCCAGUGUUCCCAUUUCUCCUUGGGGCUGGCAUAUCGUUCUCUCUGAUAAUAAGUUUGGCGCCUCUGAAGGUUUGGACCCCAAUAUUAUCAGCCUUGGUAAUUUGGAUCCCAAAGAAGCCUUGGUUGACAGUAAGAAUUGCUAUGUCACUGAGCCUCUUAUUCCUGGCUCAGAGCAUGAACAGCGUGUUCCUUUGCUCUGGCGUCAAAACUACGAAAAAGGUGUCUACACAAAGCACGGCGGCAAAAUUCCUCAGAAAAUUAUGGAGCACACAGGUGCUGAUUUGGCUGACCAGAUUCCCGCUCAUCUUCGUAACCUCCAGAUUCCUGACUAUUGGAAAGCUUUCACUCUCAAGAAUGAUACUGUUCCUAUGCUUUCACCUGACACUCCAUGCUACAGCAGAAUGAAUCACUAA